Messenger RNA from Oncorhynchus mykiss (rainbow trout), 1431 nucleotides. It is a transcript of the gene gjz1, whose product is annotated as gap junction protein zeta 1. Gene Ontology annotation, molecular function: gap junction channel activity. Gene Ontology annotation, biological process: cell-cell signaling. The record is from RefSeq and is a predicted model, not a curated record. Lineage: Eukaryota; Metazoa; Chordata; Actinopteri; Salmoniformes; Salmonidae. Gene Ontology annotation, cellular component: connexin complex.
AUGAAGUUCAUGGAAAUUCCUUUUAACGGUAAGUUGGCAUCUCCUAUUAUUGCAGCAGCUUUAUGUCAAAUACACCAGGGAAAUGUUUUGAAAUUAAAGUAUAGUUGUAACCAGAUUUUAAUAUUUACUGUAAUCUUACAACAUUUCUUUUAACGUUGAAUAUUAUUGCUGACAAAAUAAAUGUUUAUUGCUCUGCAAUGCAAAUAUGUGAACAUCUAUCUUGAUACAUUGCCUGAUGUGGUACCUUUCUUCUCUUGCUAGAUCACUGCUACAGUAGUUUCAUAACAAAGACGAGCGGAAAUAAUGGCAGCCAUCGUAACAGGGCUCAUCCCAAUCCUCCGCACGGCAGUGGACACCACCACCACCUACAAGUGCCGCUCGCUGUGGUUUGGCUUCCUCUGCAUGCGCCUGGUGGUUCUGUUCGUGGCCGAGAUGCCCUGGUUCAAGCUGGACUCGGACUUCAGCUGUAACACCACCCAGGACAUGUGCACCCGAGGCUGCUUCAAUCAACACUUUGACAAGCCUGUCAUGGUGGCCUGGAACUUCUUCUUCAUCCUCCUCAUCAUGUCUGUCCUCCUCAUGGAGCUCUUUGCCUCCCACCUCCGCUCCGCUGCCCAGAAGAGGAGCUCCCGGCAGAGGAAAACUACCGGGGAGUUGGAGGCCCAGGGGAAGAGUGUCAGUGUGCCUGAAUCUGAACCCCCAGGGAAGAUGGUGAUUGACCUCCACAAAGACAGGGGCACUGUGGGCUUCUAUCUGCUCAGCACCGUGCUGCGUAUUAUGGUGGAGGUCUGGUUUGUCUAUGUGCUUCUGUCCUGGAACCUACCUAAAGUAGAUGAAGGACCAUUCAAGUGUAAAUCAGGUAUCUGCCCAGAGAUACAUAUUUGCUUGGUGAGGGCGGCACCAGAGAAACGUAUGUCUAUCUAUGCUUUAGCCUCUGUUUCAGGCCUGGUCAUUGUAACUUCUGUCUGGUUCUGUUUGUACUCUAUUUUCCACUACCUCUGUAAAUGUUAAGCCUGCAGGGAACCCAUACUGCACUGUUUUAACUAUAAAUGUGUAAUGUGUAGGUGUAACAUUGGAUUUACUGUUUUCAUUUUUUUUUAAUCAUGUGUCAUGUCUGUGCCAGCUUAAAAGGCUAAUAAUGCUAAAUAAUCUGUCCAAGUUUCCUACAUUUUCAUUCUUGGCAGCAGUUUUUACUGUUCAAACUAUGUUUAUGGGUGUAGAAACACCUAUCUGAUGGUGUGUCUGAGUCAGGCAUUUCUAGUGCUUUCUGGUCAGGGUGAAAAUACAUGCUAAGCUAGAGAAGGAGUGAUACAGUGCCUUCAGAAAGUAUUCACACCACUUGACUUUUUCCACAUUUUGUUGUGUUACAGCCUGAAUUUAAAAUGUAGAUUUUUUUUGUCACUGGCCUAAACAAAAUACCUCAUAAUAUCA